Messenger RNA from Peromyscus leucopus (white-footed mouse), 4319 nucleotides. RefSeq names its product DAZ interacting zinc finger protein 1 (gene Dzip1). NCBI's taxonomy places the organism in Eukaryota, Metazoa, Chordata, Mammalia, Rodentia, Cricetidae. The transcript is spliced from 23 exons. Gene Ontology annotation, cellular component: cytoplasm; ciliary basal body. The record is from RefSeq and is a predicted model, not a curated record. Gene Ontology annotation, biological process: cilium assembly. The coding region runs from base 822 to 3386 and encodes 854 amino acids.
AGGGGGCGGGAGGGGGGUGGGGCAGCCUUAGCCACCCACGGCCCGGAGCCUGGGAGGACAAGGAGCGACGCCAGGCUACCCGCCUCGUCACAACUUGCCCAGACAAGACACGCUUUAUCCUGCACCCUGGAAGAAGAAGGAGCCGGCCUGCCUCUCCCUGCUCGGUUGCUCCUCGCCCUCCGCGAGCCCCGCCUCUGCGCCAGCAGCAAUCCCGGGAUCCGAGGCCCCGGCGACGCCUCGUGGCUUGCAGCGCCCGGCUUUUCGCCCAGGAGCGCGCAGCUGGGGUGCUGGAAAUACAGCGGUGAGCAGCACACCUCUCCUGUUCCUGCUGAUCCCGCCAGCCCAGUGGAUGGAGCCCAGAAUCCACAAACCUGCCAGGAAAGAAAAAACAUUCCCUGCCGGUUGGUCCAAGCAGGGCCUCCCUGGUGGAUUGAGGAAUGCCUGGCUUUUCCUCAGCUCCUUGAUCUCCGAGGUGUUAACCACUGGCAGCCUCCAGAGGACCCCCACAAUGAGAAGCCUGGGGUCUGCAGGUCACUGCUAGAUUUUUAAAGAAUGCAGCACGGACACAAAUUUGUAAGGUACCUGGGCGCAUGCUGAACGCGCGUGGGCGGACACGCCCUGUGCUCCAGGUCGGGGCUGGGCGCUGCCAUAGCAACGUCCUGGACGCCCAGAUCUUAGGCCGCCGCCGCCGCAGCGGGGGUCUGGGCCUUCACCGGCUCACUAGGGGUGUGGCGGCGGCGGCCCCGAGGCGGCCCGGACCAGGUAGACUACACUGCCCCGCCCCUCCAGCGCAAGCCUAGGCGGCGGACUGGCUUGCAAGCAUGCCCUUCCAGAAGCACGUCUACUACCCUCUGGCCAACAGCCCCGAGGGGCCCGACGCCUCUGCCGCAGGCGCGGCCCCCAUGGCCUUUGUCCCUCCCAGAGCGGCCUCGGGCCCCCUGCCCUUCUUCCAGUUCCGGCCGCGACUGGAGAGCGUGGACUGGAGGCGGCUGAGCGCCAUCGACGUGGACAAGGUGGCCGGCGCUGUGGAUGUCCUGACACUGCAGGAGAACAUCAUGAACAUCACCUUCUGCAAGCUGGAGGACGAGAAGUGCCCACACUGCCAGUCGGGGGUAGACCCAGUGCUGCUGAAGCUGAUCCGCCUGGCGCAGCUCACCAUCGAAUACCUAAUGCAUUCGCAGGAGUUCCUCACCUCGCAGCUAAGCCUGGUGGAGGAGAGGCUGCGCCUGAGCCUGAUCGACUACGAGCAGAGCAAGCAGCUGCUCAACAAACAGGCUAGCGAGAUCAAGCUUCUGAAGGACGAGUGUAAACGCAGGAAGAAGAUGCUGUCCACGCAGCAACUGAUGAUAGAGGCCAAAGCCAGCUAUUACCAGUGCCAUUUCUGUGACAAGGCCUUUAUGAACCAAGCUUUCCUGCAAAGCCACAUUCAGCGCCGCCACACUUCAGAGUCUCACCUUGAGUAUAAUACAAAGGCCCAGACCGACAGACUCCAGAAGGAGAUAGACAUGUUGAAGGAACAGCUGCAGCUCACCAGAUCUCAGCUAGAGUCUGCCCAGCAUGCCCACGCAGUCCGGUUCUCUAAGGAAUAUGAAAUGCAGAAAAUGAAGGAAGAUGACUUUCUGAAGUUAUUUGAUAGAUGGAAAGAGGAAGAAAAGGAGAAGUUACUGGAUGAAAUGGAAAAGGUUAAGGAGAUGUUCAUGAAGGAGUUUAAAGACUUAACUUCUAAGAACUCAGCAUUAGAAUAUCAAUUGUUAGAAAUACAGAAGUCCAAUAUGCAGAUCAAGUCCAACAUAGGCACCUUACGAGACGUUAACGAGUUUAAAGAAGACCGUCUCCCGCAUCCCCAGGAUUUCCAAAACAUGCUGCAGCUCCUUGACAGCCAGGCAAACAAGUGGUCAGAUCGAUUUCAGGUUCUCAACGAGGAACACAGCAAGGAGAAGGGACAGCUCCUGUCCAAUAUCGAGAAGCUUCGAACCUCAAUGAUGGACGAUCUAAGUGCAGAUAAUAUUUUCUACAAGAGGCGGAUAGAAGAGCUAGGCCAGAAAGUGCAGGAGCAGAAUGAGCUGAUCCUCAGCCAGAGGCAGCAGAUUAGAGAAUUUACCAGUAAACCAUACAUCAGUGUUGGUGAGCUGAAAGGGAAUUCUCUAACCUGGCAAGCACUGGACUCGAGAUCAGCUGGCCCUGCCGCACCCAUGAGCGCCUCAGCCACACAGACUCUGGAUGGCCCACCCAGCCUGACCAUGGUACAUGGAACAGAGCAGGCGUUCCCAUCACACGUCCUGGAGCCGAUAGAAGAACUUUCUUCAGAGGAAGAAAAAGGACGAGAAAAUGAACAGAAAUUAAAUAAGAAGACGUAUUUAAGGAAGACUUUGAAAAGCAGCUCCUCCUCUAAGGGGCUGAGGACGAACUUGGAGAAGGAGCUGGGAAGGAAACUGAGGAGCUUUGGGAUUAACGCAGAUAUACACGGUAUUCCAUGUGAAGUCUUGAAUAGUUCACUUAAAGCCAUGCAAUUAGCCAGAUAUGAUCUAGCAAAACAAAUGCCUGACAUUCAGCAAAUUCGAGAAUCCCUUGAACAUCAGCUCAUCUGUAAAAUGGAGGAGAAAGUGUCGCUGUCUUCGGAUAGGCACAAUAUCCCUCCCAUGACCACCUUCCCAGCUGAAGAAGUACCCAAAGCCACCCAACUCCCCCCGCAAAGCAGACCAUUGGUCAGACAGAGGACUGUGUUUACUGAUAAGGUGGCUGUCCCAAAAUUUAAGAAAAAUACCAAAGAAAAUCAUUUUCUCAGAAAGUUUUCAUCUACCAGGACGCCUCCCUUCAGCUCAGAGGAGGAGCUUGAUGAAGAGGACUUCAUCCAGGCAUACGUAUCCUCAGACUUGCUGACCCUACAGCCAUCUAAAAAUACCAUGGGUAACUUCGGAAAGAACUCUGUCAAAAGUGACCCGGACUGGACAGGGGGAAGUGAGAUGGAGGACUCAGAUGUCUCCCCAAGGCCCACAGGAACCUCCAUUCAGAUCCAAACUGACACCAUUGAGAACAUGGUCUCACAGCAGGGAGUUGGGGAUAAACCAGUUACUGGGGUAAACACUGUUGAGACACUCGCAACACUCGUCAAAAAGGAAGGACUGCAAGAGUUAAAGUGCGCAGAUGUAGAUGCUGAUGAUUGGGACAUAUCAUCCUUAGAGGAAGAUAAAUCUUUGGAGAAAAAGAUAGAGCAGAGGGAACCUCCACCUGUGAAGAGAGAUCUAAAUUCCAGUCACGUGCCAAGGGCCUGGGGCCCAGUGAACCCUCGGGAAUUCAAGGAAGAAGGACUUCAAGAAAACGAAUCGAGCACACUGAAAAGCAGCUUGGUAACGGUGACUGACUGGAGUGACGAUUUGGAUGUGUAACAAAUCUGCGUCAGAGAACUGUUCCAGCAGCAUUUCGGCCAGCAGCCUAUCGGCUCCUAAUGCUCCCUCCUGUUUCCCAAGGAAGCCCAUUCAGAGCAAGGGCGUCUCUAACAACUCGGAACACAGUACUGAAAUCUGUCAGCUGGCCCACUGUGUAGAAACAGGAUGUCCUUUCAGUCAUAAAAAGUGUUUUCUUCACAACGGUACUCUAGUGUUAAAUGUAUUUUUUUUUCAACUAACUUUUGAGUGUUUUUUUUUUUUGACUGAUAGUAGGCUUUAGUUUGAGUUAUUGUAGCUUUUUAAAAUACGUAUGUACUGUCACAUUGGUAGUUUUUAUGUUAUAAAAUUCUGUUAAGUCUCUUCAAAACUGAAUUAGUGAUGUCAGUGACUUGGGUUGUUUUCCAUCUAGAAAUAAGUCUAGACCGGUGACAGUUAGCUAGGCCAUGGUAAACGCAUUCUCCUGAAGUUCCUCUGUCCCACAGGGCUGUGAGGCCCUGCUAGCAUGUCGUUACUGACCAGUUCUUUUGUGCACUGUAGUCUUUAGCUUGGAUAUUUCAUGAAUAAUGUGCAACUGUUCUAAAUACCAAUUGAUUUUUAUGAGAUGAUCAUUAGAAAAAGAUGAGCCAUUCCCGAGUCACACAUGUGUGUAGUUCCUCUGUUUUUCAGUACUCAGCCCAUUAUAAAAUACCUCAGAACUAACUUAUAUUCUUGAACAAUGAUCUCGGCAAUGAUCAGAAAAUUUAUAUAUAAACUGUUCGUUUUUCGUUUCUUUUUAAAUUUUUUUUCCCCUUUUUUUUUAAAAGUAGUUUUUAUACUUUGUGGUACUAUUAGGACUCUAUCUCAAAAAAAGAAAAGGUAACAUUUUAAUAGCUUGUGAUUUGGGGUCUCCUGUCAACCAUCAACAAUGCCAGUAAAGCCCUCCAUUACACCCUG